AUGGUGUUCGCCUUGGUGAUGGCAAGUAGGAAGUUGAAGCCGUCUUUUCAGGCGCAUCAAAUCAUCGUCCUAACCGGACAACCUAUCAGGAAGCUAAUUGAAAGCAGGAAUCACUCGACCCGAAUGACCGAGUGGGCGGACCAGCUGGCCGACUACGGGUUGGAAUAUGAGCCGCGUCGGGCAAUCAAGGCCCAAGCCCUCGCAGAUUUCAUCAGCGAAUGUUGCUCCCGUCCGGAGGACAUCGAAAUAAGGGAGUCGUGGGAAUUACAAGUAGAUGGUUCUGCGACCAAGUCGGGAAGUGGAGCUGGACUGGUCAUCAUACCCUCUAUCGGGGACAAAAUGGAAUAUGCAGUGAAGUUUGACUUCCUUGCCUCAAACAACAAGGCCGAGUAUGAAGCACUGAUUCUAGGCCUACAAAUUUGUAUCACCUCGGGAGCCCAGAACAUACUGGCAAAAUCCGACUCCCAACUAAUAGUGGGGCAGGUCUCGGGGGAGUAUGAAGCUAAGGAAGACAAUAUGAGGAUGUACCUUAACAAGACCCAACAACUAAUUCAGAAGCUAACUUCAUUCAAAAUCCAGCAUUUCCCCCGGUCCGAGAACCAACAGGCUGAUGCCCUGGCUCGUAUGGCUAGCUCAGCAGAAGGGUUAGCCCCCCGCAGCAUAAUUUGGGAAGUCCUUGAGCAACCAAGCAUCAACUCUUUGGAAGUGCACACUUUGAACCGCACCGACACCUGGAUGGCAGAAAUCAUAGGGUAUCUUCGGGACGGAUUCUUGCCCAUAGAUGAGAAAGAGGCUGAAGCCCUUAAAAAGAAGGCGGGAUGGUUUCUCUGGUAUGAAGGCGACUUGUAUAAAAAAUCUUACACGCACCCGUUGCUAAAAUGCGUCACUCCAUUCGAAGGGAACUAUAUUCUAAGGGAAAUCCAUGAAGGGGCUUGCAGCAGCCAUCAGGGGGCCAGGACAAUAGCUGGGAAAGCUCUAAGGGCGGGGUACUAUUGGCCCACCCUAAAACAUGAUGCAGAGGUCCUGGUCAGGAAGUGCCCUAAUUGCCAACUUCAUGGAGAUAUACCUCGGGCCCCAACCAAUCAACUAACCACCAUCCAAGCUGUUCUUCCAUUUGACAAAUGGGGAAUGGACCUCAUAGGUCCCUUUCCAGCGGCCUCGGGGCAAAGGAGGUUUCUCUUGGUAGCCAUCGACUAUUUCACGAAAUGGGUCGAGGCGGAACCACUGGCCUCCAUAACAGACAAGCAAGUGCAAACUUCAUAUGGAGAAACAUCAUCACCCGGUUCGGGGUUCCCAAGACUCUCAUCUCAGAUAAUGGAAGGCAAUUUAACAGUGGGCCAACUCGGGAAUACUGCUCCAGGUUCGGCAUUAGAACAAGGUUCUCAGCAGUGUCCCGACCCCAGACAAAUGGUCAAGCAGAGGCUGCAAACAAAGUUGUGCUGA
This is a messenger RNA of Beta vulgaris subsp. vulgaris (sugar beet), 1443 nucleotides long. RefSeq lists its product as uncharacterized. The coding region runs from base 1 to 1443 and encodes 480 amino acids. The transcript has a single exon. Gene Ontology annotation, molecular function: RNA-DNA hybrid ribonuclease activity; nucleic acid binding. The record is from RefSeq and is a predicted model, not a curated record. Lineage: Eukaryota; Viridiplantae; Streptophyta; Magnoliopsida; Caryophyllales; Amaranthaceae. Gene Ontology annotation, biological process: DNA integration.